Messenger RNA from Suillus subaureus, 462 nucleotides. RefSeq lists its product as uncharacterized. The record is from RefSeq and is a predicted model, not a curated record. The transcript is spliced from 4 exons. Lineage: Eukaryota; Fungi; Basidiomycota; Agaricomycetes; Boletales; Suillaceae. The annotation marks the transcript as partial.
CUGUUAUUGUCUAGGUCAUUUUCCGCAGCUGGUCAUACGUUGCUAGUCUACGACUAUCUCCUGACCUUCCGAGAUGAAUUCGUUUACAUCUGGGACGCCCCCUGGACGAUUGUUAAAGCCUUGUUUCUUUUCAACCGGUAUGGAAACCUUAUCGGACAGACUGUCAUCCGGCUGGAAGAGGCUGGUCUCCUCGCACAUAGUUCUCAGAAGUUCUGUCAAGGCUUCGCAGUUUUCACCACUUGCUUUAUGUUCUUAUCUACCGAGUCGAUCCACAUCCUUGUGCUUGUGCGUGCAUGGGCUAUCUGGGGAACUCGGAAGCGCGUGACGAACAUCCUCGCCUGGAGCUACGUGGGCUACGUCGUUACGAUGUUGGCCAGCUCAGCGUAUAGUGUACGCGCCGGAGAUGGUGAGUCACUUCACUCCGUUUUUAUUUUAUUUGUAAAAAUGGUUGCGCUCCUGUAG